Messenger RNA from Helianthus annuus (common sunflower), 1382 nucleotides. Its product is annotated as SEC12-like protein 2. NCBI's taxonomy places the organism in Eukaryota, Viridiplantae, Streptophyta, Magnoliopsida, Asterales, Asteraceae. The coding region runs from base 116 to 1246 and encodes 376 amino acids. Gene Ontology annotation, cellular component: endoplasmic reticulum membrane. Gene Ontology annotation, molecular function: protein binding; GTPase activator activity; guanyl-nucleotide exchange factor activity. The transcript is spliced from 11 exons. The record is from RefSeq and is a predicted model, not a curated record. Gene Ontology annotation, biological process: protein secretion.
CAAAGUAUUGGUUUUUUAUUCCAGAUUUACAUCUACCGACUGCCUAAUUGAUUCUCCCACAAGCUUCGAUACUCCGAUUUGAGCUUCCGAUUGAAAGGUUGGAACUUGGUUAGUAAUGGGGGAGAAUUGUAAGAGGUAUGGUGUUCCAUUCUACGGUGCUUCUUUCGUACCACAUAAUGCACUCAAAUCGUCUGACACAGAUGCCAAGAAAGAAGACGAAGACUCCGGUAACCGACCAAACUAUGUGAUUUUUGCGGGUGGCGGUGGUGAAGGUCGAAGCGGCAUCCCUAAUGCUCUAGUCAUCUCACUUUUCGAUUCGGCCUCUAAUUCCCUUUCAGAUCAGCCUGUGGAGAAACUUGAAACUGGUGAUGAUCUACCCUAUAGAAUGGCUGUUCAUCCUGGUGGAGAAGGCGUAAUUUGUUCGUUGCCAAAAAGUUGCAGAUGGUUUGAAUGGGAUACAAUCACGAGUGAUGAUACCAUCGAAUUGAGUCUAAAGCCGUCUGAGAAAGUGUUUGACGAAUUGGAAGAUAUUGGUCAACAAUUAGCGGUUACCUUUAGUCAGGAUGGUUCUCUACUUGCCGUUGGUGGUGAGGAUGGUACAUUGAGGGUGUUCAAGUGGCCUAGCAUGGCAUUAGUCCUUGAUGCGCCUAAUGCUCAUACAUCUGUGAAGAAUUUAGAUUUCAGUCCUGACGGAAAAUAUCUUGUGUCGGUUGGAAGUGGCCCUGGUAGGGUUUGGGAUAUCUCAUCGUCAAUAGCCAAAGCUUCUUUAUCAAAAGAAAAUGAUGAAGUUUUUGGAUUUUGCAAAUUUUCACUUGAUGGAGAGAGUGAUCCGUUUCUCUAUGUCACUGCAAUGCGAGAUCGAGGUGGAAGUAUUGUGAAGUGGAACACCACAACAUGGAAGCGGAUAAGCUCAAAGCAUGUUGUGCGGGACCCGAUCUCUGCCUUCAAUGUAUCAUACGACGGGAAGCUCCUUGCCAUUGGUACGAUCGAAGGGGAUGUAUUAAUUUUGAAUUCAAGUAGCAUGAAGGUACAGACCGUCAUUAAGAAAGCACAUCUCGGAGUUGUAACAUCACUUGCAUUCUCUAACGAUUCAAGGGCUUUGGCUUCGGCAUCUUUAGAUGCAAGUGCAAGAGUGACAAUAAUAGAAGAAACUACCAAAAACGGAGUGAAUGUAUGGAUCAUACUGUUCAUCAUGUUACUUGCAGCCGUUUUAUAUUAUGCCAAAGCGAAAGGGCAUUUUCUAUAAAACAUCUUGUUAAUCACAAUAUUUUGUGCAAUGUUUUACCUUAACUAUAGUGAUUUAUUGUUGUAAACUAUAUAUUUAUACCCUCCUUUCCGCACUUUUGAUUUAUAACUAAUUAUAUUUAUUGGCGGAUGGUUAA